Aethina tumida (small hive beetle) is the source of this 2525-nucleotide messenger RNA. It is a transcript of the gene MFS10, whose product is annotated as putative inorganic phosphate cotransporter. Gene Ontology annotation, biological process: monoatomic anion transport; transmembrane transport. The record is from RefSeq and is a predicted model, not a curated record. The transcript is spliced from 8 exons. Gene Ontology annotation, molecular function: transmembrane transporter activity. The coding region runs from base 227 to 1750 and encodes 507 amino acids. Lineage: Eukaryota; Metazoa; Arthropoda; Insecta; Coleoptera; Nitidulidae.
GUCAAAACAAAGGGAUUUUUAUCAGCUGUUCGACAGUUUUGAUUUAAUUCCAUUACACUAAUUCUGUUAUUAAUUCUCAAUCGAUUUACUUGCGUUAUUCUGAUUGUUUACGCCCCACAGUUCGUGUAUUAAUUACUAGCAGUUUACUGAUAUUGAACUGAUGAUUCACUAUUAAGUAACGAAUAUUUAAUUACUUAUUGUUAGUGCGUUUUAAUAUUUUCAAAAAAUGUACUCGGCCUUAAACGAAGAGUCGAUUAAUAACUGUGAUAGUGCUAGUGAUGACAGCAACUAUGAUGAUGAGGAUGAAACCACCCAAAUUGUUGCACCUGAUGUCGAGGACACGAAGGAUUGCAUGAAGUCUCGCCACAUCCUCGGCAUCCUGGGUUUCCUCGGCUUCGCCAACGUGUACGCGAUGCGAGUCAAUCUGUCGGUCGCGAUCGUGGCUAUGGUGAACAACACCAUGAUCCCCCAACCAACCAACAACAACUCGUUCGAACAUUGUCCCGUUCCGAAUAUCACCAACGGCACAACACCCUCAAAUGGGGAAUUCAAUUGGGAUGAACAGACGCAGGGCAUCGUUUUGGGUUCGUUUUUUUACGGUUACGUGCUGACCCAAGUACCUGGAGGUAGACUCGCUGAACUGUUGGGUGGCAAAAGAGUUUAUGGGUUAGGGGUGCUUGUCACCGCUAUUUUUACAUUCCUGAGUCCGAUUGCCGCGAAAAUUAACUUUCCACUAUUCAUUAUCGUCAGGAUUUUGGAAGGAAUGGGCGAGGGCGUUACGUUUCCUUCGAUGCAUGCAAUGUUGGCUCGUUGGAUUCCACCGUUGGAACGCAGCAAAUUCGCCGCUUACGUUUAUGCCGGUGCAAACUUCGGUACUAUAAUAUCGUUACCAUUGAGCGGCUGGUUGUGCUCGUUGGAGUUCAUGGGAGGCUGGCCGUUGUGUUUCUAUUUGUUUGGUUUUUUGGGCUUCAUAUGGUUUUUCUUUUGGAUGUACUUGGUGUACGACAAUCCGCAGGUGCAUCCCCGCAUUUGUCCGCAAGAGAAGGCGUUUAUUUUAGCGAGCAUUGGACCACAGGACGAAGACGACAAACGAUCGAUACCGUGGAGAAGUCUGGCCACUUGCGUGCCCCUGUGGGCCAUUCUGAUAACGCAGUGCGGACAGUCGUGGGCUUUUUACACCCAGCUGACCGAGUUACCAACUUACAUGGCUCAAGUGUUGCAUUUUGAUAUACAAUCUGAUGCCCUUCUGUCCGCAAUUCCUUAUUUUACGAGUUGGUGGUGCGGUAUUUUAACAAGUAUCUUUGCGGAUUGGUUACUGAGCAAGAAUUACCUGUCCCUAUCCACUUCUUACAAAGUUUUCAAUUCUAUUAGUUCAAUAGUGCCGUCUUUGGGUUUACUGGGCGUCGCGUACGUGGGUUGCGAUCGUCUUUCGGUACAAUUAUUGUUGGCGCUUCCCGGUGCUUUAGCAGGCGCCGUAUACGCUGGCAAUCAAAUGAACCACAUCGCCUUAAGUCCCAAAUAUGCCGGCACCAUGUACGGAAUUACUAAUGCGGCCGCCAAUAUGUGCGGUUUCCUAGCGCCUUACGUCAUUGGCCUCAUCAUCGAGGGACGCGAAACGCUGGGACAGUGGAGGAUGGUAUUUUAUCUGGCUGCAGGGAUAAACAUCGGCACGAAUCUGUUUUAUGUGGCGUUCGCGAGUGCCAGAGAACAGCCGUGGUCCAGAUCGCAGAGAUUAAGCACGACUAACUGACAGGCGCUUUAUUUGGCCAUGUUGGUCGACGCCUAAGUUUAACUGUUAUUGUUUUAAUUUUGUACAUAUUUAGCAGGAUGAUUUAUGUAAUCUAUUGUAGGGAGAUAAGACAAAAAACAAUGUGAUCUUUAUAUACAGGUUUAUAGAAUUAUUAAAGUGUAAGCUUUAAUGGUACCAACAUAUUGUUUAUAAACACUUAAUCCUGUAUUAUAUAAUUGAUUUAUUGAGGUGGAGCACUUGUUUUAUGUGAUUUCUUUGUGUUGCCUCGAAUUAUUCUUGACACAAGGUGAGAAUUAAAAUGAGUGCUUUGAAAAAAAUAUCCGCCGAAAUUUCCUGGUACUAUGUUAAUGUGAUACUUAAUUAUUAAGCAUAGUUUUCAUAUUUAAUUAUGUAAAUUGAUGUAUAUCUUCUUAUCAAAUCUCCUAAGUUAUUGCAUUUACAUUUUAGAUGAUACCAAUCAGAAAUUUAUUGUAUAAGUCAUACAGUAUAGUAUAUGUGAUAAAAACAGCACAUUGGGAAAAUCUCUUUCCAAUAAAUUGUGGAUUCUUGUUUAUCUGAGUUUUUAGUUAUUAAGGUGCUAUUGUCUUGAUUUUGGUUCUUUUUAUAAGUAUUAUGUAACUUUUUUGUAGCAUUUGCUCAUUUCAUAGUCAAUUAUAUGUGACAAUUACUUUUUAUUUUGCUCAAGUAUAUUUUUAUUAAAACAUCUGUAGAUAGGAAAAAUAUACAAAAAUGUAUACAUUUUUAUCAACUAUAAAUAAAUAUAUUUUACCUUAAA